AGUAUCACUUUUCACGCGCCGAACGUAAAGAGCGGAUCUUUCUGCGGCGACACUCGAGCGAUGAAGCUGGCCGCUCUCGUGUUGGCGACGGCCGUGCUGAGCCACCUGGUGGCCACCGAGCAGGCGGCCAGUCAAGUCCGCGAGCGCAAAAUGAAGCUGAUCAAGAAAUUCCUCAAGAAAAAGGUCACCCAGGGUCACAUAAGACUGGUCGAGGGACACGAAAAGAACGAAGGCAACGUCGAGGUGUUUCACAAAAGCUCGUGGGGCAACGUUUGCGACGACGAGUGGGACCUGCGGGAGGCCGAGGUCGUCUGCAGACAGCUGGGCUUCAGAAAGGGUGCACGUGCCGCCACUCACUCGUCCAAAUACGGCCCAGCCAGACGCAAAUUCUGGAUGGAUAAUUUGUACUGCGGCGGAGACGAGAGCCACUUGAGCAAGUGCCGCUUCGAUGGCUGGGGCAGCAGCGACUGCGACAGCUCGGAGGCCGCGGGUGUUGUCUGCCACCCCAAUCACGAAGACACGACCCCUCUGCCGACGAAACCACCCAAAGUGCUCAAGCCGAUAGAGAGCGCAGUGAAACAGCCUUUGAAGCUCCGUCUGAAAGGAGGAAGAAUUCCAGACGAGGGCAGGGUUGAAGUGAAAUUUUCUCCCACGGAAGAAUGGGGCGUUUUGUGCGGAGACGGAUGGGGUUUGAAGGAGGCGGCGGUCGUUUGCAGACAGUUGGGUUUCGGCUUCGCCAACGCGGCCGUCCAGACCGACUUCUUCGGAGCGAAAUUCUCCAAAGAGACAAACAAGACGACGCCAAUGGUGCUUAGUGGGGUGGAAUGCCAGGGGAACGAAGCGUCCAUCGAUGCCUGUCUGCACCAUCAGAUCAACGAAGUCGAUUGUCCGGGCGAGUCGGAAAAUAUCGCUGCGGUCGUCUGUACACAAGCCGUGGCCGAUUUAGUUAUUGACCACCACGAGUUGAUGCGGUCCAGCCACUUGGAGGAUAGGCAACUGUUUUUCCUUCAGUGCGCGAUGGAGGAAAAUUGCCUAGCCAGCCAGGCGUACAAAAUCCGCGAGGAGAACGAGAACUGGCAUUUGGACACGCGCCGCUUGCUCAGGUUCACGGCCACCAUCCAAAACGUGGGCUCGGACGACUUCAGACCGUUUGUGCCCAAACACCUCUGGCAAUGGCACCAGUGCCACAUGCACUACCACAGCAUGGAGGUCUUUGCCACCUUCGACGUGUUCGACGCGUCCGGCCGCAAAGUGGCCGAAGGGCACAAGGCGAGUUUCUGCCUGGAAGACAAUCAGUGCAAACCAGGUGUGAAACCGGCGUAUGCGUGCGCCAAUUACGGCGACCAGGGCAUUUCUGUGGGCUGCGCCGACAUCUACAAGCACAACAUCGAUUGCCAGUGGGUCGACAUCUCCGAGCUCAAGCCCGGAAUGUACACUUUUAAGGUGGCCGUCAAUCCCGAGUUCAAAGUGGCGGAGCAGACGUUCGAAAACAACGCGGCCACCUGCAAUUUGCUGUACACCGAGAGCUACGCACACGUUUUCAACUGCACCCUGCAGCGACCCUGACAUCCAUCAUCAUCCACUCUUUGAAAGCUUGCAAAAUCUAAUAAAAUUCGCGCUGAGCCUUUUCCACUUGGCAGGAAGCACUCGACGCGCAUCACUCAAUUUCCUCAGCCCUCGGCGA
Messenger RNA from Neocloeon triangulifer, 1684 nucleotides. Its product is annotated as lysyl oxidase homolog 3-like. Gene Ontology annotation, cellular component: membrane. Gene Ontology annotation, biological process: peptidyl-lysine oxidation. The record is from RefSeq and is a predicted model, not a curated record. The transcript has 9 exons. NCBI's taxonomy places the organism in Eukaryota, Metazoa, Arthropoda, Insecta, Ephemeroptera, Baetidae. The coding region runs from base 61 to 1566 and encodes 501 amino acids. Gene Ontology annotation, molecular function: protein-lysine 6-oxidase activity; copper ion binding.